Pecten maximus is the source of this 6162-nucleotide messenger RNA. RefSeq lists its product as uncharacterized. The record is from RefSeq and is a predicted model, not a curated record. Bases 186 to 845 code for a protein of 219 amino acids. Lineage: Eukaryota; Metazoa; Mollusca; Bivalvia; Pectinida; Pectinidae. The transcript is spliced from 4 exons.
AAGCACCUACCUAAGAUUGUCAUCUAACUUUACUUCGCAUCAAUACACACGGUAACAGACAACCUUAUGUUUUACGAAUUAGUCCGCCUGUACUAGGUGUACCUUUGUUGAACCGUGGCCGUGAUUAUCCACAAUGACAGGCACCGAUCUAUUGUUUGCUACAGUAUACCAUUCGUAUAUCGAUAAUGGUGUUGAAGAAACACAUCGCCAUGAUGGUACCUUAUGUGUCAGUUGUAAUGGUAGGCUUAUUAUUCCUUCAAGUGAGCCACGCGACCACCUGUUAUGAGACGGACGCCCUUGGCUUUACGCCGACACCGACUUUUUAUUGUGAGGACUUGGAGGUCUGCUGUGGAACUGAGAGAAACAGGGAAUGUUGUGGAGAAGACAGCGAUGACAACGUUGGUAUCAUCAUUGGUUGUGUGGUUGGAAUGAUAGUCCUCAUUAUAAUUGUGACGAUAGUUGUAUGUCUGAUCAAGCAGUCUAAACGGCCACAGAAAGGCGCAGUUAUCAAACCAUAUCCAGUGACUUCCAGUGGAGUCGGAAGAAACGGUUAUCAACCAUAUCCAGUGACUUCCGGUGGAGUUGGAAGAAACGGUUAUAAACCAUAUCCAGUGACUUCCGGUGGAGUUGGAAGAAACGGUUAUCAACCAUAUCAACCCUUUCGUGGCGCUCCCACAACCAGACUGCCACCACAUACCCAUAACUACGUUGUGCCUCCAGCAAGAUUGGCAGGAGUACCAAAAACCCUAAAUGUACGGAAUGAUGUAGCGCCAUCUAUAAACUCCGGACCAGAUAACGUCCCUCCCGCAUUCAACUAUGUUCCUCCGAAAUUUGCUCAACGAUAGUGAUCAUAUCAAACGACGGAUUUUACAUAUGUUGGUUUGAAAGACAAAUCAAAUUAAAACUGAAUUAAUGUAAGUAUAAAUGUAUCAAUUCAAUAAAAAAAAUUGACAAAUCACUACGUCAAAAUAUCCCUUUGUGACGUACAAGACAACACAGACAUCUGAUUGGUGCCACUUUCAGUCUCGUUUAAUAACCAGCAGUCCGGCGGAUAUACGUUCAUUGCUAAACGCCGAUUGAUGAGUAGUCAGUGAUGAUAUAACGGAAGUGACGCACAUAUCAGAGGAGGAAAGAUGAGGAGCAUAUAUCUAAUGACAAUUGUUAGACGGGAGCAUGACUUUUGGUGAAUAACAUACAAUAUUACGUGUUUGUGGAAGUUAGGGUGGGGCCUACAAGCAAACGUGACAGGUAGUUUGUUUACAUUAUGUAGUCAUCAAAGUCGAACGCAUAUAUAAGCAGACCCCGUUAUCUCAGAUAUCAAGUAAAACCAGUAACAAAUUCGAUACAUUUAAUAUAUUUAUUAAUGGCGUAUGUUUUGGCCACAGCUUCCUGACUUUUAAUUGGACCGCCGCCCUUCAAUAGGUAUACGGCAAGUCCCAAUCAAUCAAUCAAUCAAUCAAUAAUUCAAUAUAUAAUCAAUACAACUGGACUGCCGCCCUUCAAUAGGCCUAUGGCAAGUCCCAAUCAAUCAAUCAAUCAAUCAAUAAUUCAAUAUAUAAUCAAUACAACUGGACUGCCGCCCUUCAAUAGGCCUAUGGCAAGUCCCAAUCAAUCAAUCAAACAAUCAAUCAAUGCAAAUCAAUAAUCCAUACAAAUCAAUCAAUCAAUAUUUCAUCAAAUUAUUAAGCUCUGAACCCCGUGAUAUUUACCGGUAGCUCUGAACUUCAGUAUCCAUACAAUGUUAAAUAAUAUUAUUCCAAGUGUUAAAAUUCUCAAGCUCUGAACCCCGUGAUAUUUACCGGUAGCUCUGAACUUUGAAUGUCCAAUGUCAACGCACUUGUAUCACUGUAUAACCAAAUUGUUAUACCACAAUUUUAUUUCAUUGUUUAUGUUUAUAUCUUGUGUACGCGCCAUCGCCAUAUGAAUGGCCAUUGCUCAACUUACUAGAUAAGCAAUGGACAUUCACCGCCACAACAGUGGGGGGAGCGACACAAGACUACUGCUAUGACCAAUACAUACACCUGCUUGAUAAUUUAUUAUUAAAAAAAAAUUUAUGAGGGGUACACAAACACAUUGUUUUCCCAAAACUGCUUCAACGCCUCCCCCAAAAUCCUAAGAAAUAACCUGUUUCCUGAGACGGAAAGAUGGACUUUGUCCCCCACAAAAUAUUCAAGGUUUGAAAAAUCCAAACCAGGGUAUCUUACAUAAUAUCCCCCUUGACCCAAUGUAAAAUUUGCCGCUGAGGCAUUAACCCUAACUCGCGCCUUAUUUAACGCCCUAUUUGCUCCUCCCGUUUUGUCAGCUCUCCAACUAUUCCUAGGCAAAAUUUGUGACCAAACAAUUUUGGUAUUUGGAAGCAGCGAGGAAAUUGACCGUAGAGUCUUCCUCAUUCUACCUCGUAGCACCUGUGCAGGGAUAGUACCAAUGGCAUUACCCCCACAAUGUAUGACUAGCAACUUCGGAGGAUCCUCGUACCGUAGCAUCUGGCUAAUCUUUGGAAAAAAAUCAGCCCACUUCAUGCCUCCUUUUCCUUGCCAGAACACUCCAUUUUCUAUAGGUAAAUUGAGGUUGACCCCUCCCUCCAAUCUUGCCGCACAAAAAGCUCUUUUGAUGAUCGACGAUCCAACAAUCCAAAUACCUAGAAAACUUAAGGCAGGUGUUAGACACUGCCCUUAAACAUUGAGUAAUCGAGCCGAGGGGAUUCUGAUAUAAUUGGCAACAAUACCUGACCGCCAACGACCAUAUCUUCAUCGGACAACCCAUUGACGCUUGCUGAAGUUGCCGCCCCUAUUCUAAAGGAAUGGGAUUUGUAACCCUUACUCUCUAAACCUAACACAGUUAUUGCCUUUUGUAACAAAGCUGAAAAUUGAUACCUUGUCAGUGGUUCCCCCCAAAAAUGACAAAACAGAGGGCCUGGGACCUGGGGUCGAAUCCUGAGAAACCUCUCCAUGCUAGUAAAUGGACACAAACUCAUCCCAUUAUUAUCUAGUAUCAUAAGUGAACCUUUUCCAUCUUGGUCAGUUUUGGAAUAGAAAAUUUUUAUCAUCACUGUUCUUUCUUUAUGAUUUAAUGCUACAUCUGACACAUUCAAACAUUUCCCAUUCUUUGCAGUCAAUUCAUGCCUCCUUUUCCUUGCCGUACCGUAGCAUCUGGCUAAUCUUGAAAUUUUUUGAAAUCCAAACAUAUUUCACCAAUUAUUUUCAAAUUAACCAUCCAUUACCUUGCAGCUUAUUCGAAAAAGAGGCUGAACUAGGCAAAGGGGAACAACUCUUAGGGUAUCCCAUGCAAGGUCCCACAACCCUAUUAGCCUGGCUACUGAGAUAACGGAAUUUAUUGAGUGUAAUGACAAUAAAUUCUAAUUAUGUCUGAUGACGUAAUACUGUCCGAAGUUCAGUAUAUGUUUUUUCUGAUUUUCCUCUUUACAUUCAUGAUACAAAAAUGACCAAUCAUUAUCAAGUGGGCGGAGUUUCAAUUUUUUUUUUCACAGUGAUUUGACAUUUUGACAUAUUUAUUGCCCCAAAGCUGAGCUGACGAUUAGGCACAAGUUUUUUUUACUUUCGAAUUCAGAAUAUGUUAUUGUCAAGAUGGUACAGACAAAGGGAAUUGGGCAACAGGACAAGCCUAUAAAAGCCCUCUCCUAAUGAUAUAUAUAUAUAUACAGCAUAAUGUACAUACCAAACAUAAAUGUGAAUGCUGUAACUAAUAACUGCAAAGAGAUUCCAAAACAUGUAUAUUACUCAAUUCAAGUGGGAAAUUGCAUUAUGAUAUUAACUGAUGAUACUUUGUAAUCACUUAAAAAAUAGCAACAGACAAAAAACAGUCCAUUCACAAUCAAUAGAAAAAACAGUUAUGAAAAAUUUACAAUCUCCAGUAUUGAGUCAAGAAAAUCGUCUGGUAUCGACAAUGAAUCUCUGAACCAAGUCAAGAACGGAUUUGUUUAAAAUAAUAUCCAUAUCAAAAGAACCAAAUAAAAUAAUUGUGUAUUCUGCAGCAUAUGACCGUUUUAAAAAUAGUAGUACAUUGUGUAUCACGAUCAAAGUCAAGAUGUUGUAAGAAUUCACGCUUUAAGGUAUUUAAAGAGGGCAUUGAGGGAAACAGACAAGUUGGAUUGUUCCAUUUAGACAUGAUUUUUUGGGAAAAAAGCUUGUAUUAUAAAGGUUUGUUCUAGCCUGAGGCACAUCAAAAAGGCUAUUAUGACGUAAUGGGUAAGCAAUAUUAUUUGUGUUCAUAUAAGGUUAAAUAGAUUCACUAAAAUGAGCAGGACAUAAUUUAUUAAAAAUCUUAUAAAACAAAAUAUGUUUAGAAAGACGCUUAGAAAGUGGAAUAAGAACAGAUUAUCUAUACAAAAUAGCAUUACUUGUUCCCCGUCUCAAACCAGUAAUGAUGCGUAUAGCCUCGAGUUGGAUCGACUCUAGGAGCUCACACUCUCUUUCACUCUCUCUCUCUCUCUCUACGUCAGCAUAUUCUAAUAUAGGCGAAUGAAUGUUCUAUAAAUUAAAAGCAAUGAGUGUAUGUCAAUUCUAUAUUUUAGCAUUCGGAGAAUAUUUAUUCUUUUAUAAGCUCUUUCAUAAAUAAGGUUAACAUGGUCAGACCAUUUUGCAUGAUUGUUAAAUACUAAACCAAGAUGAUUAUGAGUACGAACAUUUUUUAUCAAUGAGUUAUUGAAGUAUAAAUCAGGGUGUGAAGUCUCAGAGUCUAACCUUCUCGAGAAUAAAACAGAUUCAGUUUUAUCAGGAUGGAAUAUAAUACCCCAUUUCCUCGACCAGGCUGAUAUUUUUUUCCAAAUCUUGAUUAAGAAUGGUGGAAGCCUCUUGUCUGUCCCUCUCAAUUAAAACAUAUAGGGAAGUGUCAUCAGCAAAAAGUUUUACUUUAGACACUAAAUUAGCGCAUAUAUCAUUAAUAUAUAGAAGAAACAGCUAAGGACCUAACACUGAACCUUGAGGUACCCCUGCCUGUCGAGUUUUCCAUGUAGAUUUAAAUCCAUCAAUGACCUCUCUCUGUCUUCUAUCAGUUAGAUCAGAUGAAAACCAUUUUAAAACAUUGUUACUUAUACCAUAUCUUUUUAAUUUAUAAAUUAGACCAUCAUGCCAAACCCUAUCGAAAGCUUUACUAAUAUCGCAAAAUACCAUUCUUUUUUUCUUUCAUAUUAUUAACGUCUUUUUUUUCUACCCCAGUUCAUAUAUUGAUAUUUACAUGAUAGCAUUUAACAAGGCAUACAAGUCAUAACAUAAUUAAUACAUUUUACUUAAAACCUGUCGCUUGAUUUGAUAAAAAUUUGUACGUGCCUGAAAACUUCUGUAUACAUGUUUACAGAGAUAUUUUCUUUUCCUAAAUGAAAAUAGAUCUAGAUUUACAAGAUAUAUAUCUAACGACCUAGUGUUUUGAAAAAAAAGUGGUUCGUCCUGCAUUAUAAAGGUUACAUUCUAAGAAAAAACUGUGUAACAUCCUAACAGGAAUGUCAACAGUUGUAUGAACCGUUUUCAGCUAUCUUAACACGGAACAAAACGUGUAGAAGGGUUAAAAGAAUGAAAAUAAUGAUUCGGAAAACAGAAUUCUGCGGACAAAUUGUUUUGUAUAUUUGUUAUAUUGUUUUCCUUAUAUCGAUUCUAUAGAUCACUUAUUUUCAGUAUUACGGUUAUACUAACCCAGCUAUAUCGAUACUACGGAUUACUUGUUUUGUCUUAUUGUGGUUGUAAUAACAUUAUUUCCAUUUUGAAAACCGGAUAAUUCCUGGAUUUGACCUAGAUUUACAUUUUUGCCGGUUUAGAUGAAACAGGUGCACAGUUAUUUCAGAACGCCUUGUUUAAUUCUCUUCUCCUAUUCUCUUAUUGUUUAGGUGUAAGUAGAUGUUGAUAUUUCCCUCAUUUAAAUUACGACUUUCUUUCCCAUUGGUGGCUUUUUGUUGUUUUUAUCUUAUGUUUUAUUAUAUUAUCUUAUUGUCUAAGUAUGCUUGAACUGUGUAAGCGUUCACUUUAUGAAUUCAUUCCAUUCUCUUUAACAGUCAUGUAAAAUAAUCCUGUUAUCAAAACAGUUGUAUAAGAUUAUUUUUGUUUGUAUCGUUUGAAAUGAGAUGAAUAUGUUUUAAAGUGGUAAUUUUUUUCAGUUUUGAAAUCUUUUUUAUUCAUCCUUUUACAUAUAGUAUACAUACAGGUACAUAUAUUA